This is a messenger RNA of Peromyscus eremicus (cactus mouse), 1728 nucleotides long. Its product is annotated as olfactory receptor 10A7-like. Lineage: Eukaryota; Metazoa; Chordata; Mammalia; Rodentia; Cricetidae. Gene Ontology annotation, cellular component: membrane. The coding region runs from base 1 to 972 and encodes 323 amino acids. Gene Ontology annotation, molecular function: G protein-coupled receptor activity; olfactory receptor activity. The transcript has a single exon. The record is from RefSeq and is a predicted model, not a curated record. Gene Ontology annotation, biological process: G protein-coupled receptor signaling pathway.
AUGCCACCUUCCUGGGCAUCACCUCCCUGGACCAAUCAGAGCCGCUCACGUGAGCUGGAGUUCGUGCUGCUGGGCUUCUCACAUGUGCCCUCCCUGCGCCCAAUGCUUGCAGUGCUCUUCCUGGCCGCCUUCCUGCUCACGUUGCUAGGCAACACGCUCAUCAUCGUGCUCACCAGCCUGGACCCAGGCCUGCGAGCACCCAUGUACUUCUUCCUGCGCCAGCUGGCGCUGGUGGAGAUCUGCUUCUCACUGGACGUGGCGCCCCGUCUGCUGGUGACCCUGCUGUGGCCUGGACGCGGGAUGUUCGCCACAAGCUGUGCCCUGCAGCUGCUUCUUGUGCUGUCCUUAGUCACAUCCGAGUGUUUCCUCCUCACAGUCAUGGCCUGGGACCGCUUCCUGGCCAUUUGUAGGCCUCUGCGAUAUGGUACCAUCAUGAGCUUGAGGCUGUGCCACCUGCUGGCCGCCACCUGCUGGCUCGCAGGACUACCAAUAGCUCUGGCCCUCACCAUCUGGCUCUUUAACUUCCCCUUCUGUGGGCCACGGGGCAUCAGGCACUUCUUAUGUGACAUACCACCUCUGCUGAGCCUGGUGUGUGCAGACACCAGAGUCUUCGAGGCUAGUAUGUUCGUUAUCACAGUGUUAGUUAUCAUGGUUCCCUUUAGUCUUAUAGCUACGUCCUACAUCAUGAUUCUGGCUGCUGUCCUUCGGAUGCCAUCAGCCUCUGGGCGCCACAAGGCCCUGUCCACCUGUGCCUCCCACCUCAUCGUGGUGAUUCUGUUUUACGGCACAACGGGGGUCAUCCACUUGCGCCCCAAGGCCAGCUACUCUCCUGAGAGCAAGCAAGUGGUGUCCCUGUCAUACACCAUUGUGACCCCCAUGCUCAACCCUCUCAUCUACAGCCUGCGGAACAAGGAGGUCAAGGCUGCCUUCGGGCGUGUCUUCAUUCAGAGACGAGGUACCUUUAUCCCCUGACCUCUAUAUGACUUCAUUUAUGCAAUCAUUUGGGGAUCAUCUCUAUCCAAGUUGUCUUGAGGACCUCGGUGCAUGAGUAAGAUAAACCCUUUCUCAUAUUUUUGGUUGUGAGCCUAGCCUUUAAUGGCUGACCCAUCUUGGCAAGCAUUUAUUAAGUGUCUCAUAAAUACUAGACAUGGUACUGGGUGAUAACUAUAAAGCAGUACUUUAUUCAAGGUCAAUUCAAAUUUAUUAAGAAGAGCAAUUGAUAUUGCAGUGUGACCAGGUGUGACGGUAGGUGCCUGUAAUCCUAAAGAUUACGUCAUGAUUCUGGCUGCUGUCCUUCGGAUGGCAUGAGUUUGAGGCCAGCAUGAGGCUUUGCAGCAGGACUUUUCCCUAAAAAUGUAACAAAACAUUGUAGUUGUUUGAGUUGUGGGAAGGGGACACAAUACUCUUUAAAUCUGAGACAUAUCUUACUCAAAGAAGAUUGGGAUGGUUCACCAGCAAGAUGUGAGGGAGUGAUGCUCUCAUGGGGUGGAUUAAUUUUCUUGUUUUGAGUAAAUAAUUGACAAGAAUCAACUGACAGCUUAAGAAGAGUUGCUGUCCAUCACAGUGAUGAAGGCAUGGCACCAAGAGCAUGAAGUAGCUGAUCACAUUGCGUAUGCAGUCAGGAAUCAGCAGACAGGAAGUAGAAUUGGACCUUCAAAUCUCAAGGCCCAACACCCCUGAACCCAAAUCUACAAACUUCUAGAAAUCUGCCACCAGUUGUGGCAGUAU